This is a messenger RNA of Dovyalis caffra, 1182 nucleotides long. The record is from the annotation of a GenBank genome assembly. Lineage: Eukaryota; Viridiplantae; Streptophyta; Magnoliopsida; Malpighiales; Salicaceae.
AUGGAUCAUGUGAUCGGUGGCAAGUUUAAGCUUGGCCGGAAGAUCGGUAGUGGAUCCUUUGGUGAACUUUAUUUAGGUAUUAAUGUACAGAGUGGAGAGGAAGUGGCUGUUAAGUUGGAAUCCGUGAAAACCAAGCACCCUCAGCUUCAUUAUGAAUCAAAACUAUACAUGCUCCUUCAAGGAGGAACGGGUAUUCCUCGUCUCAAAUGGUUUGGAGUUGAGGGUGAAUACAAUGUCAUGGUUAUUGACCUUCUUGGACCAAGCCUUGAAGACUUGUUUAAUUAUUGCAAUCGGAAGUUAUCUUUGAAAACUGUGCUGAUGCUUGCAGAUCAAUUAAUAAAUAGAGUUGAAUAUAUGCACUCACGGGGUUUUCUUCACCGUGACAUCAAGCCUGACAACUUUUUGAUGGGUCUAGGGCGCAAAGCAAAUCAGGGCUUGAAAGCUGGCACAAAAAAACAGAAGUAUGACAAGAUUAGUGAAAAGAAGAUGCUUACUCCUAUAGAGGUCCUUUGCAAAAACUAUCCUUCAGAAUUUACAUCUUACUUUCAUUAUUGCCGUUCACUGCGGUUUGAAGACAAACCAGAUUAUUCAUACCUGAAGAGACUUUUCCGCGACUUGUUUAUUCGAGAAGGCUAUCAGUUUGAUCAUGUAUUUGACUGGACUAUGUUGAAGUACCCGCAGAUUGGUUCCAGUUCUAGAUCACGACCGAGUGGCAAACCAGCUGUUAACCCAGGACCAUCUGCAGAAAGAGUAGAACGGCCUUCAGUAGGCCAGGAAAUCAGAGACAGAUUCUCUGGUGCAGUUGAGGCGUUUGCUCGAAGGAAUAGCUCUGGACAUGCUUUGCACAGCGAUCAGUCCAGGCACAGGUCAUUAGAUGGUGUGCCAUCAUCGAAGGAUGUGCAUCCUGAUUCAGAAAGGACCCGAUCAUCUUCACGAAAUGGCAGCUCUUCAAAGAGGGUUGUCAUGUCAAGUAGCCGGCCAAGCUCUUCUGGUGAGCCUAGUGAGAAUCGGUCAAGCCGGCUGGUCUCGAGCAGUGGUCGCCUGUCAACAACCCAAAGGAUUCAACCUGGGUUUGAGUCAAAAUCAUCUUCUUUUACUCGUUCUUCUGCCACAAGAGGUGGUCGGGAUGAUGCACUUAGGAGCUUUGAACUCCUGUCUAUUGGCACAGGAAAGAGGAAAUAA